Molecule: messenger RNA, 9910 nt
Organism: Lytechinus variegatus (green sea urchin)
Lineage: Eukaryota; Metazoa; Echinodermata; Echinoidea; Temnopleuroida; Toxopneustidae
Gene: dnajc13
Product: dnaJ homolog subfamily C member 13-like
Exons: 53
Coding region: 326-7015 (2229 amino acids)
Biological process (GO): endosome organization; regulation of early endosome to late endosome transport; receptor-mediated endocytosis
Cellular component (GO): endosome membrane
Source: RefSeq, a predicted model, not a curated record
CCCCGUCGAUUUAUUCUAUCGAAAAAUAAAUUUGUAUGAAUUCAUAUCAAAUUUUGGACCCUAUAGGCCUAUCCCACUCUAUCUAUUCAGCUCCGUGACUUCCUCUCAUCCUGAAAUCAGCUCAUAAAUCAUAUGCACAAGAUCGACGCAAUAUACACGCCCACCGCGCAAGCGCACUUACUUGUCUGCACGGGACAAGAUGGCGACCCGCUGUUAGUGAAAAAGUUGCACAGAAUUUACGCUCUUACUCAGUCUUAGAAAUGUAUUUUGUCAUCUACCGAUACAGUUUGUCUUCUGUAUGAGUAAAGCUAUAUGAAUCAUCAAGAUGGCUAUGAGGGAAAAUAAAGAUGUGGCCAGCUACUAUACAACAAAGCACUCUUGGAGAGGAAAAUACAAGAGGGUGUUUUCUGUGGGAUCCCAUGGAGUCACAACAUACAAUCCAAGCACUAUGGAGGUUACAAAUCAGUGGCCGUACAGUGAUUUUUAUGGGAUUGCACCAAACACGAAAGCCCAGCUGAACAAUGAAUUCAUCAUCACUGUCAGGAAAGGCGGUAAGAAAGGAGAGACAAUGAGAUUCUCCACAGAACACAGGGCGGAUAUUAUCUCAGAAGCCUUGAAAUUUAGAUCACAGUUUGGAGGGAGCAAGCUUGGAGUUGAACAAAGGUAUAAUGCAUACAAGCAUCAUUGGAGUGACAACAGAAGGUCUGUUGUCCUUGAGGUAACUCCAUGUUCCAUAGAUCAGAAGGAUGCAACGUCAGGAAAGACUAUAUGCUCCUACUACUACAAGGACAUAGAGGGGUUCACCCAGGUGACAGGAUAUCCCGGUGGCUUUGCCAUUGCCCAUGGGGGCUUCAGCAGAUUGCACCUUUUUGCCACAGAACAGAAAGAUCAACUAAUCAAGCAAGCCACUGAGUUUGCAGCAAAUUACACCGGAGUUAUUUUGAGAAUACGCAAAGAACCCAUAUCGUUUGAGCAAUUCACCAACAACAGACUUGGCAAGUACUGUGGGGAUGAGGCGCUGACAUCUCUAGCAGAAUUCGGUGUUCAGAAAUGGACACCAAGACACAAUGAACCUCAGAGGAGAGUCUUAUGUCUUACAGAGACAUGUAUAGUAGAGAGAGAUCCAGCUAGCUAUAGCGUUAUCACAGUCAAACCUUUAUGUGAUAUAUUUGCAAUAAUCCGUAGCCAAGACAAUCCACAGAUGUUCUUUCUAGAGUAUGUCAAAGGUCAAAUUAGGAAAUACACAUCAACAGAUAGGGAUAAUUUAAUAGCUGGAGUUUUAGAUGGAGUUAGGGCUAGUGGCAACAGAGAUGUCUGUGUAAAAAUGACCUUCACAAAUAGAGGUCAAAGGCAGCAGCCCCUCUAUGUACCAGUCGAUGAAGAUGUCGAGAGCCAUCAUUUACGCUUCUUAGCAGUGCCAUACAAUAACAACUUUGAUGAAGCAGUUAUGAGGUUCAAUAACAACAUAUCUUAUAGUGGUCUUUUACAUGCUGUCACACAAGAUGGAUUCUUUGCUGAGAACAAAGAGAAACUAAUCAAUGGUGCUUUAACUGCUCUCUUGGCUCACGAGGGUGAUCCAAUGACAAUGCAAGCUGAGAUCCUUGAAAGUCACCUUCAAGCCCUGAGGAGACUGGUAGCAUCCAAGGCAGGCUUUGGGGCAUUCACGACAUUACCAAAGUUCCGAGAGAGGGUCGGUGUUCGUGUUGUGAAGGCCUUGAAAAGGCAGGAUGAUGGUGUAACACAUGCAGCUAUUGACAUGCUUUGUGCUCUUAUGCAGCCUAUGCAUGAUGACUAUGAACUGAGGACAGAACAGCUCAACAAAUCUUCUCUGCUUUCAUCAAAGUCUUUCCUGGAGAACCUUUUAGAACUUUUCAGCCAACAUGUGCUGCGAGGCACAGGAGCUCUAGUAAUAGUCUCACUCCUAGACUUUCUGACAUUUGGACUGUGUGCACCGUAUAGCGAGACAACUGAUGGUACACUGUUUGAUCAGCUAUUAGAACUGGUUGCUAAGCAAGGCAGAGUCCUCUAUAGAUUAUUCCAGCAUCCAUCAAUGACGGUUGUUAAAGGAGCAGGUCUUGUGAUGAAAGCUAUCAUUGAGGAGGGGGAUGCGGAGAUUGCUGCAAAGAUGCAGGAGCUUGCAUUGGCAGAGGGCGCCCUGCCAAAGCAUCUCCAUGUUGCCAUGUUCACAGGAAGCUCAGAUACCCGUAUGCUUACCAACCGACAGCUGAGUAGACAUCUUGUGGGUCUGUGGAUCACUGGCAAUCCCACUGCUAUGGCACUACUUAAGAGGAUCUUACCGGCUGGUCUUCUUGCUACCAUGGACUCUGAAGACAAGGUUCCAGAGAAGGAACGAGAUAUGAUCCACAUCAGGGACAACCUGAAGAUGGCCCAGGACCAGUCGGGCAAGUCCAAGUCCAAUCUUCAAUGGCAUCAGAUUGAGAAUGUCCUACUUCAUUGGAGGCAGCGGGUUGGUCUACAGAACAAGAAACAAGCAAAGCAAGAUCCUAAUAUGAAACCUAUUGUACUCAGGAAAAGGCGGCAAAGGAUAAAGAGUGAAGCAAAUUGGCAACUCUUCUAUUACCAGUUCAACAGAGAUCACGCUCAACCUAAUCUCAUUUGGAAUUAUAAGACAAGGGAAGAGCUGAGGCAAAGUCUUGAAAAUGAGAUGAGAGCGUUCAGCGUUGACAAAGAACUUGGGGCAAGUCACAUGAUCUCUUGGAACCACAAUGAGUUUGAGGUGCCAUACAACUGUCUUUCAGAGGAAAUCAAGAUUGGAGACUACUAUCUCCGACUUCUGCUGGAAGCUGAUGAGAGUGAUGAAGAAAUUGCUGCCAUAAAAGAAUCAUACGAGUUCUUCAAUGAUCUUUACCACCGGUUCCUCCUAACGACCAAGAUACCUAUGAAGUGCAUGUGUUUGCAGGCCAUGGCAAUCGUCUAUGGCAAGUGUUACGAGGACAUUGGGGCUUUCAACGACACUAAAUAUAUUGUGCAAAUGCUUGACAGGAGCACAGAUAAGCAGGAGAGAGAUCGGAUCAUUCUCUUCCUCAACCGUCUCCUGAACAACAUUCGCAACGUCCGACUUCUCAUCGAUGCAGGAGGCAUCAAGGUUCUUGUUGACCUCUUGACCUUAGCUCAUUUACAUGUAUCCAGGGCAACUGUACCAACUCAGACCAAUGUGAUAGAGGCAGCACCUGACUCUAUGAUAUCAACUGAGAAGGAGUGGUACUAUGGUAAUGGACCCAGGGAGAGAUUAGGACCAUACAGCUUUAGUGAGAUGAAAGACCUAUGGGAUGAUGGUUCUCUGAAUGCCAAGACGCGGUGCUGGGCCCAAGGAUUGGAAGGAUGGAAACCACUCCAUGCCAUCCCUCAACUCAAAUGGUGUCUCUUAGCAACAGGAACACCUGUUAUGAAUGAGAGUGAUCUAGCUACACUCAUUCUCAACAUGCUUAUCAAGAUAUGUGACUACUUCCCAAGCAGGGAUGUAGAUGGUGCAAUCAUCAGACCCCUACCUAAGCCAAAGAGACUUCUAUCAGAAGCAACUAACUUGCCACACAUAGUUCAGCUCCUAUUGACCUUUGACCCCAUCCUAGUGGAGAAGGUCUCUGUCCUGCUCUUCAAUAUCAUCCAAGACAACCCUCAACUCCCUCGGUUGUAUCUCAGCGGUGUCUUCUUCUUUAUUAUGAUGUACACAGGAGCAAAUGUUCUUCCACUUGCAUGGUUCCUAAAAUAUGCACACAUGAGACAAGCCUUCAGAUCAGAUGAGAACAAAGGUUCAGACAUCAUACAAUGUAGUAUCCUAGGGCACAUCCUACCAGAAGCUAUGGUUCACUUUCUGGAGAAUCACAGUGCUGAGAAGUUUGCUGAGACAUACCUUGGAGAGUUUGAUACUCCUGAAGCUAUCUGGAGUAAUGAAAUGAGGCGGAUGAUGAUAGAGAAACUUGCAGCUCAUAUAGCAGAUUUCUCUCCGAGGCUACGCAGCAACACCAGAUCCCUCUACCAGUACUGUCCAAUCCCCGUCAUCAACUAUCCCCAACUCGAGAAGGAACUCUUUGUCAAUAUCUACUAUCUCAAACAUCUCUGUGAUACCACCAAGUUUCCAGAUUGGCCAAUCAGUGAUCCAGUGAAGCUGCUGAAAGACAUCCUAGAGGAAUGGAAGAAGGAAGUUGAGAAAAAGCCUCCAUCGAUGUCAGUAGAUGAAGCUUAUCAGACCCUCAAACUAUCUACUGGAACAGGAGGACAUGAGGAGAGUGAUAUCAGGAAAGCCUACUUCAGAUUAGCUCAGAAAUACCAUCCUGACAAGAACCCAGAAGGAAGAGACAUGUUUGAGCAAGUGAAUAAGGCAUAUGAAUUCCUGUGUAGUAAGUCAUCUCGUCUGACGGAAGGACCCAACCCUGAGAAUAUUGUUCUUAUCCUCCGAGCACAGAGCAUCCUCUUUGAGAGGUAUAAGGAAGUGCUUGAGCCAUACAAGUAUGCUGGCUACCCAAUGUUGAUCAAGACCAUUGAGAUGGAAACCAAUGAUGACACACUAUUUUCUAAGUCUGCUCCACUCCUGAGUGCAGCUAGUGAGCUAGCCUUCCAUACAGUCAACUGCUCUGCUCUCAAUGCAGAGGAACUACGAAGAGAGCAUGGAAUUGAGACACUCCAAGAUGCUUUUACACGAUGUGUUGCUGUUCUAAAUGUAUCCAGCAAGGCAGACGAUAUGGCUGUAAAGGUCUGUCAACAUGUGAUAAAAUGUUAUGCUGUUGCUGCUCAGUUUGAAGGAUGUCGAGAUCGUAUCACUGAGAUACCAGCUAUUAUCAAGGAUGUAUGCAGGGCUCUAUUCUAUAAGAACCUGCCUAUCUUGUGCUCCGUGGCAGCCGAGUGUGUGAGUGCCUUCUCUGUGGAUAAGUAUCUACAGGAUCAUCUACAACAAGCUGGCGUUAUCUGGCAUCUUCUUGUCUAUCUCUUCCAGUAUGACUUCACCCUCUAUGAGAGUGGGGUGGAGGCUAGUGAAGGAUCAAAUCUUCAGCAAGUAGCCAAUACAUUAGCCAACUUAUGCUUCACAGCUUUAGCCAGGUUAGCAGGUUACCAAACAGGAGAUAAAGCUACCCCAGAGAACCCGGCCAUUAGGAAAUCACUCAGCGCCUUACUCACACCAUACCUUGCAAACCAACUAGGAACAGAAAACCCCAACCAGGUGCUGAAAAUCCUUAAUAGCAACACAGAGAACCCUUAUCUUCUUUGGGAUAACUCCACCAGGACGGAGCUGGUUGAGUUUGUCAAAGAACAGCAACAAAGAAAGAUCAGGACGGGAGAGUGUGAUCCUCUGUUUGGAGCUGACUUUACCUUCAGUGCUCAUGCCAAAGAACUUAUCGUUGGAGAUAUCUUUGUCCGCAUCUUCAAUGAUAUGCCUACAUUCCCACUUCAGGAUGCAAGAGGAUUCACCAACUGCCUCCUUGACUACCUUGGUUCACAAGCUCAGUACCUUCACUCCUUGAUGGCACUCACAGCCAAGGAGGUGGACACCAGUCAAUCCAGCCAACAAGCAGAACGUCUCAAGAACUGUGAGAUGGCCUUGGACGCCCUAGCCAAGGUCAUCAAGAACAAUCCUGGUACAGAGAUUCAAUGUAAUGGUCAUUAUAAGCUGCUCUUCUCAUUGCUUAGGCUGACCGGUGCUACGCAGCUUCAGCUCCUUGCUUUAGAGGUGAUCCGUAAUGUGACUGGAAACCAGGAUUGUGUGACUAAUAUAGGAGACUCUGGUGUUGCUGGAUACCUACUACUCACCUUACAUUCAUUGCCAUCAGGUUGUUUGUCAGUACUGGAGACACUCUUUGCCUUGGUAUCUCAUACAAAGAUUGUCAAAGAAAUAGUUUCUAAGGGUGGAUUGAUCUAUCUCUUGGAUCUCUUCUGCAACUCCACCAACUCCGAAGUAAGAGAGAAGACAGCUGAACUCUUAGCCAAGAUGCAGUCAGACAAGCUGGUUGGUCCUCGUAUACGAAUCCUCUGCUGCAAGUUCCUCCCGACGGCAUUCAUGGAUGCCAUGAGGGACUCCUCUGAAGCCAGUGUCGUCAUGUUUGAGAGUGUACAAGAAAAUCCAGAACUGAUUUGGAAUGAGGAAUCAAGAGAGAAGAUUUCAAAUCUCAUUGUCAAAAUGAAGAACAGGCAUUAUAAGGAGCAGAAAGACAACCCAGAUGUCACUUGGAAGCUCCCAGAGGACUUCUCUAUUUCCAGUCAGAUCACGGAUGAGGUAGUGAUCGGUGGUGUCUACCUUCGUCUCUUUAUAUCUCAACCAUCGUGGGUCUUGAGGAAACCAAAGGAAUUCUUGGUAGAACUCCUGGAGAAGUUCACUGAGCUAGUCGGCAUGGCAAAGCCUGAUGGUGACACUUUGGAGAUGGUUACGACUGGUGUCGUGUGUUUCUUCACUGCCCAGCCUGUUAUGGCAGAUCAGAUGCCUCAGCUUGGUCAUCUACCGGUCAUUACUAAAUGCCUCCAGAAUAAGAAUGAUGCCAUUCCAAAGUGUGGUCUGAUGGUCAUACACAGUAUAUCAAACAGUGAUAAUUGUGUUCGAAGUCUUGCCCAGAUAGAGUGUGUUGGUCCCAUCCUAACGGCUAUGAAGCUCAGAACAGACACCACUGCCUUGGCUUGUGAACUCCUUCACAGGAUGUUCCAAAAGAACCAUCCAGAGCUUGUUGAACAGGCGUUGAGCUGUGGCCUAAUUCCGUACUUAUUGAGCCUUCUGGAGGACAAUUUGAACAACAUAGAGAAUGCUGCAGCAACUAAAGCCCAAAUUGUUAAAUCUCUCAAGUCGAUGGCACUGUGCUUAGAACAUGGAGAAAGGAUAAACACUCUACUUGAUAAGUCAUCAGUUUGGGCUACUUACAAAGAACAAAGGCAUGAUCUAUUCUUGAGUGAUAACCAAGUAUCUGGCUACCUAACAGGUCCUGGAGUAGCGGGUUACCUGACACAGGGAACAACAUCCACUGUCUCAACCGCCCCACCCCCAGUAGAUACCACCCAUGAUAAUCAGAUCAAGUAGAUCAUAGUAGUAUCAGAGGAACAUGGAGUUCCGGAUGAUUCAGGAUGUCAAUGCAGAAUGGUGUUUGAUCUUAUCCUUGCCGUCUUCACCAGGAUGGUGAUUUAGAGAAGUGAGAAGUGAUUACAUUCUUUAUAUCAAUAGAUUCACAAGAGAAUGAGUCAAGGGUGAUUGCUUACAUUGACGAUGUGAUUCUUUAUGCAUCACACAUCAUUUUAUAGUCUUCAUAUUUUGAAGCAGAGAAACCCAAUUACAGCAUAGCAGGAAAUAUCAAGAUCGUUUCUGUAUCUGCCCUCAUUGUUACAACUCAAUUGUAAUCAUUACAUUUGGAGAUUAGGCUCCUUGUCCUCUAGCCUAUAAUCAAUAUGUAGGCUGCAGCUAUGUCCUAGUUGUUACUCUAAAUUUCAUCCUGUGUAUAAUUCGUCUAAUGUAUUAUGAAUUUAUGUACACGUUUUCCAUUAAGAGAAGUCCUCACUUGAUUGGUAUAAAGUAUUAUGAUGAUGUUACAUUCACUAACAUUAAACCAUCUGUAUGAAGCUCCUAUUCACAUUUUACAAUAGAAAUGCUACACUGAAGGGAAGACCUUCAAUCUUUUCUCAAAAUUCCUUAAUUCUUCCAACUUGUGAUUAUUCAAACAUGUGGGCUUUAUGUGAUGAAUUCGUGAAGUCCAUAUUAAAUGUUUUGGGAUAGCUACAUCAAGCCUUGAUUAAUCAAAUCCAUUUUUCACAUUCCUGUAUGUUUAUUCCAUGUCAACAGUCAAUUGUGUACUAUUAAUUUACUAUGAACUCAUCUUUGUAAACGCUCAGCUAGCCGUCAUUGUAUACUUAUGAGGAAAUAAAAAAGGCAAUGUGUCGUAUUAAAGUUAUUUGUAAACAAAGUAUCUCAGGCUUUUUUGCACAGCAUUCUCAUUGGUGAUAUUAAUUAUUCUGGAGUAGAAAUUGCAUUUUGAAGCCUCUUAGUUAUGAAGGGUUUAUCUUAUUGUGUUUUGUGUUUAUUUUUCUUGUCUAAAGUAUCCAAAUUACGUCGUAAGAUUACCCAUUUCUGAAGAAAAAGUUCGCUUUUAUUCCAGUCAUUGGUGUGAGCUUUGAUAAUUAUCCCUAUGAAAGUUAACUUUCCUGUUUCCAAGGCAAUAAAUUUAUUUCUAAUGUAAAAUGUGAUGUUGACUCUCUUCCAUGGGAAAGAUUACUGUACAACACAUGGACUGCAAAUGUGCAGUUAUUGAAUAUUGUGCAAUGAUAUGUUCAAUAAGUGAUAAAAAUGCAUUGUUUAUUACCUGUUUUUUUUUCAUAGUUCAAUGAGACAGGUGAAUUUACGCUUUAAUUUUGUUUGAAUCACAAAAAUUACAUGGCUUGUUUUUAUGAUUAUAUUACAGACAACAAUGUGGGUUGUCUAACUGAUAUAUCAUUUGGACAUGGGUGCCAAAACAGUUUACAUCUUUAUAUUGUCUUGUUGUUUACUGGCAGUACAGAGUAAAUAUUAUAUCCUACAUAGAUUGAAUCCUGUAUAGUGAUUGGUUCAAAUAGCAUCAUGUGACCGAAUAUAUUUCAACUAUCAUGUUGCAUGACGUCAGACCUCGAUAUGUUUUUUGCUAUACCAAAUUCUGACUUCAUUAUUUCAGAAAACUGGAUAUUUAGCUAAACUCUCGGGCGCACCAGCCAGCGAGCUCUCUCUCUCCCGGGCAAGUCCCGCGAUGUGUCGGCGCAGGCACUAAUCUGCGUUCCGCUGAGCGCGGUGGCUCAGAGAAAAGUAGUUAAUUCGACGAAAGUAACCAGACUUUUCAAGCUCAGCUCAUAGUUUUUGCUUAUAAAUUAUUAAAAGUAGGAUAUAAAACAAAUAUAUCAGGUGUUUCAUUUGAAAGGAUGGUGGGAAUUAAUAAUCCUUGGUUGGACUGGCAAAACUACCAUAUUAAAAAAUAUAUAUAUAGAAAAAUAGUAAUUGCCAGACCAACCUCGGAUAAAUGAUUCCACUAUACUUUCUCAAAGCCUGAUAUAUUUGUUUAAUAUAUGAUUGAUUUAGACAAGAUUGCAUAUGACUUGAUUGACAACAUUCACUAAUGAACUUUAUGAUAUGUUACAUUAUUUAAGUAAACCUAAAUGCCAACUGUAAUUGGAAAUACAAGGAAUUUCAUUCUGUUGUCAAUUUAUUUCUUUUAUUUGCAGAAUCAAACUGCAUUGACAAAAUAUGGUUUGCUAUGUAGAGAGAUUUAUGUCUGUGCUUAUUUAAAGGUACCAGAGUCUAUCGAGUCAAACUACAAAAUGUGGAAUUAGGGUUGUUAAUCAAUUUAGGUAAAGCAUGCUACUUGAUAUGAAUAUUUGUAAUGACUCAAAAUUUUGCAAAGAAUUUUUUCUUGCACCCUACCCCAUACAUGGGGAUCUUCAAAUUAUCUGUGUUCUCUCCUAUUCCUUUAUAGGAAGGAAACAGAAAUGGCUUUAUCUAACUUUCCAGAAAUAUGCAGUAAAUAUAUACCAUUAUCCUUUCAAUGUAGAUGUUUUAUUUUUAGUAAAAAAAAGAAAAUGUACAUAAAAGUUUAUCUUUAGAGAGAAAUAAGUUAAAGCCUACAUACAUAUAGAAAGAAAAACAUAUGCGUAAUUGCAUAAAUGAUGAUAUAUUAUGAUAACAUUUAGGAAGGCAUUCAUUUUUUGGGGGGGGGGUGGGGAUGGAUGUUUGUAAUUAAUUAUGUAUGAUGCAUCCCAUGCUGAUAAUAGUAUUAGAAAUGGCAUCAUUUCAUUCCUUCAAUAGACUUUUUGUCUAUUAUCAUAACCUUUUUGAGUUCGAAUUUUGUUUAUCAGUUAAUUACAAAGACCAUUUGGUUCCUUUAGCAAACAAAAUGGCCCGAAUUCACAAAGGUGGUUUUGAAAACCACCGGUUAAACCCAUGGUUUAUGCAGAUUUUCUGUAU